AUGGCGGUCUCACCGGUGAUAGCCAACUCAUUUCGACCGGUAUGCUGUUCCCGCGCAACCCGACCCGUAAAGAACUCAAAGCCCACCACCGCAACCAAGUUCGCGCCGCCUCUGCCGCCGCAAAGAGUCUCAGCUCCAAUCUCUUCCAACGUUGCUCAGAAAUACGGCGAAGCUUUAAUCAAGCCCGUGAACGUUUCCAGGCGAACUUCGAAGGGUUUAUCGGCCUCUAAGGAAGAGCGUGAAUCCGCCAUUGUUGAUAUUCAGAAUUCUUCUGACCUGGAAUCUGCUCUUUCUAGAUCAGGUGAACUUUUGAGAGCGCCAGAACUGAACGUGGUGUUGCGUCAUUUCGGAAAGCUAAACAGAUGGAAUGAUCUUUCUCAGCUUUUUGAUUGGAUGCGGCAGCAAGACAAAACUAAUUUUGCAUCUUAUAGCAGUUACAUUAAGUUCAUUGGAUGGGAGUCUAACUCUUCGAAAGCCCUGGAAAUAUACAAUAGCAUCAAAGAUGAUUCCAUAAAGACCAAUGUUUCUGUUUGUAAUUCUACUCUGCAUUGUCUAAUAAAGAGUGGCAAGUUUGACAGCGGCCUUAAGCUAUUUAAUCAAAUGAAGCAAGCUGGUUUGGUACCUGAUAUUGUAACUUAUAGUACGCUACUUGCGGGCUACACCAAAGUGAAAGGUGGUUAUUCUAAGGCAAUGGAAUUGGUUCGCGAAAUGAAGUCUAGGGGGUUGCACAUGGAUGCUGUAGUAUAUGGAACACUUAUUUCUGUUUGCGCUUCAAACAAUCAAUGUGAAGCAGCAGAGAAAUACUUCAAUCAGAUGAAGGGUGAAGGUCAUUCUCCAAAUGUAUUCCACUACAGCUCCUUGCUAAAUUCAUAUGCAGUUGAUGGGAACUAUAGAAAGGCUGAUGAGUUGGUUCAAGAUAUGAGAGCUGCAGGCUUAACUUUAAACAAGGUUAUUUUAACAACCCUGUUGAAGGUUUAUGUUAAAAGUGGCUUGUUUGAGAAAUCAAGAGAACUGUUGGAUGAACUUCAAACUCUAGGCUAUGCGCAAGAUGAGAUGCCAUACUGUUUACUGAUGGAUGGGCUUGGAAAGACUGGGAAACUCACAGAAGCCAAAUCAAUUUUUGAUGAAAUGAGGCAGAGAGAAGUGAAAAAUGACGGCUACUCCUACAGUAUUAUGAUUUCAGCCCUCUGCCGUAAUGGACUCCUUGAAGAAGCAAAGCAAUUGGCUUGUGAGUAUGAGACUAAGUACGGCAAGUAUGAUGUGGUCAUUUUGAACUCGAUGCUCUCUGCUUACUGUCGGUCUCGAGAAAUGGAGAAUGUAAUGAGGAUGAUGAAGAAAAUGGAUGAGUCAGCCAUUAGUCCUGAUUGGAAUACCUUUCACAUGUUAAUAAAGUAUUUUUGCAAGGAGAAACUGUAUUUACUUGCAUAUCGUACUAUGGAGGACAUGCACAGGAAAGGUCACCAGCCUGAUGAGGAUUUGUCUUCUUCAUUGAUUAAUCGUCUUGGUAAAACUGGUGCUCAUUCAGAAGCAUUUUCAGUGUACACUAUGUUGAGAUAUAGCAAGAGAACAAUAAGCAAGGCCCUUCAUGAGAAGAUUUUACAUAUCUUACUUGCAGGUGGACUUUUUAAAGAUGCUUAUGUGGUGGUCAAGGACAAUGCAAAAUUUAUCUCCCAGCCUGCUAUUAGGAAGUUUGCCACCUCCUUUAUGAAAAAAGGCAAUAUAAACCUGGUAAAUGAUGUGAUCAAGACUAUCCAUAACUCAGGCUACAAAAUUGAUCAGGGCAUAUUUCACUUGGCUAUUUCUCGUUACAUCGAACAUCCAGAAAAGAAAGAACUACUUUUUCAUUUACUACAGUGGAUGCCUGGUCAAGGCUUUCCUGUUGACUCCACCAUGAGGGAUCUGAUAGAGAAAAAUUCCCAUUUAUUUGGACGACAUUCUCUAGCGGAAUUAUUGUCUAAGCAUCAUGCUGUUUUGAAGGCAAAUAGAUCACACAAAGGGAAAACUAGCUGA
This is a messenger RNA of Striga hermonthica, 2010 nucleotides long. The record is from the annotation of a GenBank genome assembly. Lineage: Eukaryota; Viridiplantae; Streptophyta; Magnoliopsida; Lamiales; Orobanchaceae.